GAGGAAGAGGAUGAAGAUGGUGGAAGUGGAACCUGCUACUCUUGUGCUAUUAGGCAAACAAUGCAAAAAGUAUUUUUGGCCUCUGUGCUAUCUAGAGCAUCUAUCUCUGCAUAAUGAAACUGGAAUGGAUCCACCAGUCAUUAGAGAAAGGGCAGUGCCUGGGCAUGUUGCUGCGGAUAACUUUGCUCUUGUUUAUUCAUUUUGGUCAGUGUUAAUUCAAAAAUUGGCAAAAGUUGGAUAUGAAGGGAAGAACGUGUACAUGGCUUCCUAUGAUUGGAAACUUCCUUUCGAAAAUACUCGGGUCCAAUUAUUAUUUCAAGAGAAAGCCUUCAAUUAUAAUUUCUGGAGAGGUACAGAGAGAUUGAUGGACGCUAGCUAUCUAGUUAGACUUGUUGAAGACCUAAUACUGAAGGCAUCCUUACUCUUGAGGUUGGUGCAGUUUUCUUUCUUUUUUUUUUUUGAAUAG
This is a messenger RNA of Arachis duranensis, 466 nucleotides long. Its product is annotated as putative phospholipid:diacylglycerol acyltransferase 2. Lineage: Eukaryota; Viridiplantae; Streptophyta; Magnoliopsida; Fabales; Fabaceae. Gene Ontology annotation, biological process: lipid metabolic process. Gene Ontology annotation, cellular component: cytoplasm. Bases 11 to 466 code for a protein of 151 amino acids. The record is from RefSeq and is a predicted model, not a curated record. The transcript is spliced from 4 exons.